AUGCUUCUACAAGGGAUGCGUUUAUCGCAAAGGUUCCACAAAAGACAUCUAUUUGCCUCCAACAUUUUAGCGUUGCCAACGGAACCUGCACAUAUACGCCACCUACAUGACAUAAGGCCGCCUGCAUCAAACUUCAAUAAGCAAGAAUCGGCUCCCAUACCCCAGUCUCCAACUGACUCACUAGCUCGACCACCAAUGACACCCCAGCCCAAUUCGGAAAAAAAAAAUCGUGGCUUAAUGUAUUCUUUCAUCGGGGUUUCCGUGGUAGGUUUAAUUCUUUGGUCCAAAAGUAACUCCAAGAAACAAAAACUACCCCUUUCAGCGCAGAAAGUCUGGAAGGAGGCCAUAUGGCAAGAAAGUGAUAAGAUGGAGUUCAAUUACAAAAAGGCGUUAAGGAGGUAUAUUGAAGCUUUGGAUGAAUGCGAUCGGUCUCAUGUCGACCUAUUGUCAGAUGACUAUACCAGAAUAGAGCUGAAGAUUGCUGAAAUGUAUGAGAAGCUCAAUAUGCUUGAGGAAGCUCAAAACUUGUACCAAGAAUUAUUAAGUCGGUUUUUCGAAGCGCUGAAUGUUUCCGGCAAGAUUGAUGAUAGUGAAAGAGGCGAGGUGCUAAGAAAAGACCUCCGAAUUCUAAUUAAAUCAUUAGAAAUUAAUAAAGAUAUAGAAAGUGGUAAGAAAAGAUUGUUGCAACAUUUGCUUUUAGCUCAAGAAGAGAUUUUAAGCAAAUCUCCAGAGUUGAAGGAAUUUUUUGAAAAUAGAAAAAAGAAACUAUCUAUGAUAAAGGACAUCAACAGAGACCCUAAUGAUGACUUCAAAACAUUUGUCAGCGAGGAAAAUAUCAAGUUUGAUGAUCAAGGCUAUAUGAUCUUGGACUUGGAAAAGAAUAGCAGUGCUUGGGAACCCUUUAAAGAAGAAUUUUUUACUGCUAGAGAUUUAUAUACGGCUUACUGUCUGUCGUCAAAGGAUAUUGCGGCUGCUCUAAGUUGCAAGAUAACUAGCGUGGAGUGGAUGGUUAUGGCAGACAUGCCACCAGGACAGAUAUUGCUAUCACAGGCAAAUUUGGGGUCACUGUUCUAUCUUCAAGCAGAAAAACUGGAAGCUGAUCUAAAUCAAUUAGAGCGGGAAAAAAGUAAAGAGUCUGACCAAGAGUUAGAUAUGGGAACAUACAUAAAAGCUGUUAGAUUUGUACGCAAAAAUCGCGACUUAUGUCUGGAAAGAGCACAAAAAUGUUACGACAGCGUCAUUAAUUUUGCCAAAAGAAAUAGAAAAAUUAGGUUUCAUGUAAAGGAUCAACUGGAUCCUUCGGUUGCACAAUCAAUUGCCCUAUCUACCUAUGGAAUGGGUGUUUUAAGCCUUCACGAAGGUGUCUUAGCUAAAGCAGAAAAACUAUUUAAAGAUUCGAUUACUAUGGCUAAAGAGACUGAAUUUAAUGAGCUCCUUGCUGAAGCUGAGAAGGAGUUAGAAAAGACGACCGUCUUAAAAGCGGCUAGGAAAGAGAAUUUGAACUAA
This is a messenger RNA of Saccharomyces paradoxus, 1506 nucleotides long. It is a transcript of the gene MGR3, whose product is annotated as Mgr3p. The record is from RefSeq and is a predicted model, not a curated record. Gene Ontology annotation, molecular function: misfolded protein binding. Gene Ontology annotation, biological process: protein quality control for misfolded or incompletely synthesized proteins. Lineage: Eukaryota; Fungi; Ascomycota; Saccharomycetes; Saccharomycetales; Saccharomycetaceae. Gene Ontology annotation, cellular component: i-AAA complex. The coding region runs from base 1 to 1506 and encodes 501 amino acids. The transcript has a single exon.